UGUAUAUGUUGUAAGACGAGUUGUUCUUCACCAAUGAGCUCGCGGUAUCACAUCUCCAAACUCUGCAGGCAGCAGCCUACAGAUCAAAUGUCCUUCUCCUCUACAUCUUUCCAGCAUUCAAUUCUUGAGCUCGAAGCUUCGCCAAACUCAGAAUUAUCCUUGCCAGUGCCAGUCGCAUUGCCAUCCCGAGCACCGUCGCAUUGAGAUGACCCCCGAUUAUGGCUCCUUCAGCCGUAACAGAUGACUAUUAUGCAGUUCUGGGCGUCGCCAGAACGGCAGAUGCCGAAACCCUGAAGGUCGCUUGGAGAAGGCUGGCGAGGAUUAAGCAUCCGGAUAAGAACCUUGGAAACCCAAAUGCGACGGCCGAGUUCCAGCUGCUGGAGUCCGCAUAUUCAACCUUGUGCAAUCCUACUCUACGAAGGGCAUAUGACCUUCAAUCUAUGACCACUCCUACCAGUAAUGGUUCGACCACCGGAGCCAAAUGUCAUAAUAAUACCAGCACAACAAGCAACGACUCAUCCGAGCAGAAGAACCGCGAAAGAGAAUUGAAGCGUAGCCAUUUAUAUAAAGAGAAGCAAAGUAAGGAAUAUGACAUUUUCGAGGCCAUGCGAAACCUCAACCGAAUCCGAGGAGAGAUCCAGAAGUUGGAUGAAGACGCGAAGAGAGACACCGCCGAAGAGCUUAGUUGGUGGGGAUAUUUCUCGUUCAUGAUGCCAGGUUCACAACAACAGCGAGAGGAAAAAUCAAGAGAACGAGACCGCCGUCGUCUAGACAGAAUUGCGGCGAAACGAAUCAAGGAGAAGGAGUUGAAGAGGCAGACAGACAAGGUCACACUCCUCGAGCUUCUCUCAAAGGGCACCCAAGAUGAGAUUGAUAAGAUAACACUUGAAAUUAACAAAUGGAAAGAAGAAAAGGCAGCGGCAUGGCGAAGAGAAGCGCAGCGGCAGCAAGAAGAAUAUGCAAGACGCGAAAAGGCUCGUCGAGAGGAAGAAGAAGCUGAGGCGGUUAGGAGGGCCUCCGAGUGGGAGGCAUGGAGACGGAAAGUAGAAGAAACCUCUCGGUUGUUUCAAGAGCGUCAGCGCACUCAAAGAAAAAAGGAUGAAGCAGCAUCCUGCACCCAUAGGGGCUGGUGGAAAAAGGUCGACGGCCCUCAUCUCUGUUCGAACUGCUCAACAAGGACAAAUCGAUUCGCCCUCCAAUGCCCACAAUGCGGAAAGACUGCUUGCGCAUCUUGUCGAAAGGCUAUCCAGGCGGCUGGCCAGACAGACAAAAUACCUAGACCUAAAGUUGAAACUUCGUAUGAAACUUGGUAUGAUUAACGGGAUAAAUAGGCAAUGUUGGUGGUUUUUAUUCGCCAACACCAUUGUAAUGGGUUCUAAGGCAUAGAUUUGAAAUAUCACUAUUAUCACAUUUUUGUAUAUCACCUUCUCCAUGCUAAUUUCAUGGCUCCCAUCGCCGAUCCGCCCGCUCCUCCCCCUAAACUUGUUUAUAGAAUGACGGGCCAUUAGCACCAAGUCUCUCUCGGAGCUGUAAAAACCAACUUUUGGUGAGGAAUGCAACCUCACAUGUCCAAGGAGGCGUAACUAAGCCUUCAGGAAAUUCCUGGAUCAGAUCUCGAGGAGAGUCCCUUGAAAUCUCUCUUACGAAUAUCUUAGUGAUAUUGACUUGUAUCGACCCCAGCUUAUUGUUACCCU
Messenger RNA from Daldinia decipiens, 1694 nucleotides. Its product is annotated as DnaJ-domain-containing protein. The record is from RefSeq and is a predicted model, not a curated record. NCBI's taxonomy places the organism in Eukaryota, Fungi, Ascomycota, Sordariomycetes, Xylariales, Hypoxylaceae. Gene Ontology annotation, biological process: protein refolding. The transcript is spliced from 2 exons. Gene Ontology annotation, cellular component: cytoplasm. Bases 219 to 1319 code for a protein of 366 amino acids.